UUGCCGUUCUUCCAUAAGGUUUCAAAAUCGUGAUCCAAGCCACGUGAGGGACAGGCUUUCAAUGAGGCUGUACUGCUCCAACUUUCUCUACUUCCUUGCCGGGCCCGCUGUGCCAAUCAUCUUACUGAUUAGUGUGUGGGCUUAUGUGACUCUGUGUUGAACCGAUGUGGAUCACAUGCUCUGAAGUCUCUGGAAAACCGGGGUUCAUCAACCCUGACUACCCCCGUUCUCGUUGUCAACCAUAGCGGUUCUGAGGUAAUGAGCCCAGGGGUACAGAUGUCAAGUUAGCGUUUGAUGAUGAUGAAAUUAACAUAUACUCAGGCUGCAUAUGAGCUCUACUAUCUUCAGCGGACGACAUAAAAGGAAGACGGUCAUUGUUUCAAGUUCGUUCAGGAUGGGUCAGUGUGCGGAUCUCAACGAACGUCAAACUGUCGUAUAUGUCGAAGUUGUGUCCGCAGCGGUUUUGCUGUUCGACUUCUGCAUUACUUUCGACUCGGAGGUUCGCUGGACAUGGGGGAGGAAGUGGGAGAUCAUGAGGAUAGCCUUUGUCAUUUCUCGCUAUCUGCCGAUUGCAAGUGUUGUUAUGUACCUAUAUUACAACGUCCAGUCACUUCAAAGGGGAAUCCCUAAUCCUGGAGUGUUCAUUGCCGUAGAUGGCACCAUCACUACCUUAGGUUCUGCUGCUGCUGACGUGCUGCUUGUCGCAAGGACAUAUGUGUUUUGUGGGGGCGAAAAGAGGAUUUUGAUCGCAAUAUCGUCAUUUGGCAUGGCCACAAUGGCAGCUAUGCUAACAGUUAUAAUUAUUGUCGCGAGUCAAUCCGGAAAUCCUCGGUGUGGCGCAUGGGAAGGACAACAAAGCAUCAUUUAUGGUUUGCACACAAUCUUUCAGCUUGUGUUAAUGUUCCUGACACUCUACAAACGCUUCAAAUUUCACCGAACGGAGAAUGGUCAAUUGGUUACUACUAUAUAUCGGGAUGGUGUAUUUUACAUGUUGUGCAUUACUCUGUUUUCGAUGAUGAACUGGGUCCCCAUGCUUAUGCAUCCUUUAUCAUUUGUUCGCGGUUUCUAUGGGCCAGGCCCACAGACAGUCGUGCGCAGUGUUCUCGCCUCGCGCAUCCUAUUCAAUCUACGAGCAGCGAACGAAUCGGGGGAUGUUAUUGAAAACCUGCCGGUUGCCCCGAGGACGGUCUUUGCUCAACGGAUCCAAACAGCGUCUUGUGUGGAUCAUUUAGAACUGUGGGAUAAUACGGGCCUGUAACUUAUUUUUCACUAUAGUUCUGUUAGACAUAACUGAAAACUCAACACGCUCGUUCUUUGUACGCCUUUCCAAUACUUUGCCAUUCUAGCGUCUCGAACUUCGGCAUUAAAACUCUGGUGGACGACAAGGCUAGAUUCACAUCAUUACUGUUGGUGAAGAUCGAGGAAACAUAACGAGCCCGCAAAAUCGUGAACUGGGCACUGCCAUGGAGCGAGGUGGUGAAGGGUGUGAAAAUCGAC
This is a messenger RNA of Suillus plorans, 1497 nucleotides long. RefSeq lists its product as uncharacterized. The record is from RefSeq and is a predicted model, not a curated record. NCBI's taxonomy places the organism in Eukaryota, Fungi, Basidiomycota, Agaricomycetes, Boletales, Suillaceae. The coding region runs from base 329 to 1258 and encodes 309 amino acids. The transcript is spliced from 16 exons.